Crotalus tigris (Tiger rattlesnake) is the source of this 4806-nucleotide messenger RNA. RefSeq names its product Myb like, SWIRM and MPN domains 1 (gene MYSM1). The record is from RefSeq and is a predicted model, not a curated record. Gene Ontology annotation, molecular function: polyubiquitin modification-dependent protein binding; metallopeptidase activity. Gene Ontology annotation, cellular component: BRCA1-A complex; BRISC complex. Gene Ontology annotation, biological process: double-strand break repair. The coding region runs from base 1262 to 3760 and encodes 832 amino acids. NCBI's taxonomy places the organism in Eukaryota, Metazoa, Chordata, Lepidosauria, Squamata, Viperidae. The transcript has 18 exons.
GAAGCUGUGGAAGAGUUGGAUGUUGAUGUUGAGGGGGACUCGACGGUGGGACCUGCUGCGGAAGCGCAGCCUGGAAGUUACCAAUAUCCAUCAUCCAGUUUACUUCAAGAUCACUACCUUGAUUCCACUUGGAGAACAGAUGUGGUUCUUGUAAGUAAACUACAGAAUAUAAUGGAAGAAUGAGUUAUCACUCUUUGUAUUUUCAGACAAAUGUUUUAUGAUAUGUUUCAAUUUCCAUCUACUUUGGUUUAUAAACUACCAUAGGCAGAAAGAAAAUAUUAUAUGCAGUGUUCAUAAAAAAUAUUUAAGCCGAGAACAAAUAUGGCAGCUAGUUAUGUGCAGUAGGUUUAUGUAUAUGUUUUUUUCUUUUUGAGGCAUGCAUAUUAUGUUCCUUUUCCUGUUCCUUUUUGGAUUUCUAAAGAAAGGAUGAAAUUUUACUAAUUUAUAUUUUUAAACCAUGUUUUACCUCAUGUUUUCUGAGUUUUCCUACAGAUAUGCCUAUUUUUUCACUUUGCAUCUUAGAGGAUUCCUCUUUCUCUUCAUACCACUCCUGAUAUGAGAAUUAAUAUUGUAUAACUGCUAUUUCCUUCUCUUAGCCUUGGAGUCUUGAUAGUACAAUUAGUGAAGAAAACAAGGCUGUCAUUGAGAAGAUGCUUCUGGAAGAAGAGUAUCCUUAUGUUACUAAAAAGUGAGAAAAAGCUGUAAUGCAGAUUUGUAAUUCAGCAGAUAGAUAUAAGGAUUGUAACUAGUUUUGUAACAAUUUGUUCCUCCUACUUAUUUCCCAAGAUACUUUCUUUUGCCAACAGUCUCCUAAUUCUCUGAAAAAAAGAAUUGUUAUUUAUGUCCUUGUUGAUUAGACCUACAAGGACAUAAAACAUGAAUGCUUCUUUUCAUAGAUUAGUAUAACAUACCUGUGUGAAUAAACUCAGUUGUCUAUGUGAAGAGGAAGAACUUGGGUUAUGUACUGUGAUUGUUUUGUCUACCACCAGUUUUUGUGAUUCCUGGAUAGAUUUUUGCUUUUUCCAUGUCCUGAAACUUAUUUAAAAAAAGUAUAAGAGGGAAUCGCUAAAUAUUUGAAGGUUUGAUAAUGAAACAUAUGCAAGAGAACAACCAAGCUCAGAGAGCACCAAAUACCUCUCAUUUCAAUCCCAAGCUUCAAAUAUUCUUCUUUAUUAUUUCUUCUGCAGGAAAGAAAAAGUAAAAUUAUUCUAAUUUCACUAAACAUGAAUGGUGGUACAGAGAAAUUUUAUGUGUCUUAUCUAUGUUUUCUUGGGUUUCAGUUAUAAGCACAUUAAGCUUUCAUUUAAGUCUGAUUAAAUGCAUGUGGGAUUCUUCAUUAACCAAGUGUUGUGCAAGCAUUAUGUGGUGUUAUUGCAAUACUUCAUGUGUUACAACUUACGCAAAUUCAUUGGGUUUCAAAGACACUGCUUUUAAUAAAAAACUGCCCAAACAUUCCUGUGAAAAAAUUUCUCUCAUGAUAGUGUCCUUUCUGAAGUCCUUAAUAUAUUUUAGAUAUUAUUUGUCUAGCAAGUCGCUUCCAGAAAAAAAUUGGCACGAGUUGAAGGAAAUUGAUAAAAAAUGUACAAAAAGUCCACACAAGAAAGAAACAAAAAUCAUGCUUCGUUCACCUAUCACAAAAUCAGCAACUAGUUCACUGAAGUGGACAACAGAAGAAAAGGAAAAGUUUGAAGAAGGACUGGCUAAAUUUGGCAGAAGAUGGACAAAAAUUGCUAUGAUGAUUGAAAGUCGCAACGUUCUUCAAGUAAAAAGCUAUGCCAGACAAUAUUUUAAAAACAAGGCAAAAAUUGAUGGCUUGGAAAAAGUGAAGCAGCAGCAGCAGCAGCACUUUGGUGCUGCUCUUCCACAAAGCAACGAGGAUGAUGGAAGGAAGAAGGUGUCAUGGGCACCAGAGCACUUAAGAGGUCGAGCAGACCCUAAUUUAAAUGCAGUGAAAAUUGAAAAAUUGUCAGAUGACGAGGAAGUAGACAUUACAGAUGAAAUGGAUGAACUUUUAUCCUGUGCGCAUCUGCAAGAAUCUGGAAAGCCUGAGAUAUUAGAUAUUCCAAAAAGCCCAUCUGAGCAAAGCAAUUGGACAGAACCUGUUUUGGAUUCUGCUCACCACAUGUCUGCUGUUGUCUUAACCAGGGACGUUACAAAACCAGAGCAAAACACAGAUGAAACUGCAGUCUCCUGCUUUGAGAAUAAAGAGCAUCGGACUAUAAAAAUGGAGAAUCAGAAGUGUGACGGAACAGGGUCUUCUGAAAGUCCCGACUGGUUUCCUAGUCCAGAGCUUUGUGAACAAAAGAACACAGCUGACAGCAGCACUCAUUUCCUUCCUUCUGAACACCUUGGGGAAGAAAAUCGGAUGGAUGCAGAGGAGCUUAAGUCACCAGAUCAAGAAAUAGCAAUAGAUAGAGGCAUUAUAUUAGAAGAAGAAAAGCAAGCAAUUCCAGAAUUUUUUGUUGGACGUCAAGCCAAAACACCUGAGCGCUAUUUGAAAAUUAGAAAUUAUAUUUUGGACCAAUGGGAAAGAAUCAAACCAAAAUACCUGAACAAGACAUCGGUACGUCCAGGGCUGAAAAAUUGUGGUGAUGUCAACUGCAUUGGACGAAUACAUACAUACCUGGAAUUAAUAGGAGCAAUUAACUUUGGCUGUGAGCAAGCUGUGUAUAAUAGACCACAGACAGUUGACAAAAUACGGCCCAGGGAAGGCAAGGAUGCCGUUGAUGCGUAUCAGCUCGUGCAACGCCUGCAAUCCAUGCGUACGAGGAGGCGACGUGUGAGAGACCCAUGGGGAAACUGGUGCGACGCCAGAGAUUUGGAAGGACAGACGUUUGAGCAUUUCUCUGCUGAGGAGCUAGCAAAAAGGAGAGAAGAUCAGAAAUAUAAACUAUCAAAAGCAUUUAAAGGACAAAGGCACACCAAAAGUUCAUUUGAUCCCUUUCAGCUGAUCCCUUGUUGUUCCUACACAGAAGAAAAACCAGAGCCAUUCAAAGUGACAGUAGCUGCAGAAGCACUUCUGAUUAUGGAUUUGCAUGCUCAUGUUUCAAUGGCAGAAGUAAUUGGUUUGCUAGGUGGAAGAUAUUCUGAAACUGAUGGAAUAGUUGAAGUCUGUGCAGCAGAACCCUGCAAUAGCCUUAGUACAGGAUUGCAGUGUGAAAUGGAUCCAGUAUCUCAAACUCAAGCAUCAGAGACACUGGCUGCUAGAGGUUACAGUAUCAUUGGAUGGUAUCAUUCUCAUCCUGCUUUUGACCCUAAUCCUUCCAUACGGGAUAUUGAUACCCAGGCAAAAUACCAGAGCUAUUUUUCCAGAGGUGGCUCAAUGUUUGUUGGAAUGAUUGUAAGUCCUUACAAUCGAAAUAAUCCUCUUCCCUAUUCUCAGAUCACUUGUCUUGUAAUUAGUGAUGAGACUAGUUCAGAUGGAUCCUACCGCCUGCCAUACAAGUUUGAAGUGCAACAAAUGUUGGAAGAACCUCAGUGGGAGCUAGUAUUAGAAAAAACACAGUGGAUAAUUGAAAAAUACAGACUCUCUCACAGUUGUGUGCCCAUGGAUAAAAUCUUCCAUAGAGAUUCAGACCUAACGUGUUUGCAGAAGCUUUUGGAGUGCAUGAGGAAGACUCUGGACAGUGUAGCCAAUAGCUUCAUUGCUGAAGAAUUCCUGACACAGUUAGAAAACCUGUUCCUUUCAGCCUACCAAAAUGAGGAAUGGACCGAUACUGCUGAGGAAAAUAGCAUGUGUCCAAAUGACCUGCCAACAUGAUAAUACUGGAAAGAAAAAUUGACCACUUUAUAAUGAAAUGGCCAUUGUUGAACGUAACUGAAUCCAGUGUGGCUGAAGAAAAUUACUGUUAAUGAAAGACAGUAUGAAGCAACCAUGGUGAACUAUCUGACCUCUGGCAUAACUUCUAAUCUUCUAAAAUUACAGUUAUACAGCAGGAAAAUGAACCAUUUACCAGCUCACCACUUAGGCAGAAGCUGUCCAUCAAUCUAAAAAAUUGAAGCGAUAAUGUUUUACUUGGAUCAAGCGCUAUUAGCUCGAUAUUGAAAUAAUUAUAUUGCCAUUCUGUUUAGGAAACACCACAUUAUGUUAAAUGUAUACUCCCUAGAUACUGUCACAUGCACUUCUAUUUUAUAAAAUAAGCUAUACCAGAGGUCCCCAACCUUUUGGGCACCAGGGACCGGUUACGUGGAGAGGUUUUUCCGUGGACCGGAGGGGGCGUGGUUUUGUGUACUGCCUGCAUCCUAUGGAUGGGGCUUUGCUUGUUUGUGUGGACCAGUUGCUGGCAUGCCGCAGCCUGGUACUGGUUCAUGGACCAGGGGUUGGGGACCCCUGAGCUAUACUAUAUCCUUCUAAAAGGGCAGCAAUCAAUUUAAAAAUGUAUCAGAAUUAUGGAUAAUCUCAAUCUUUCAUUUGUUGGUUGUUGAUCCAUGCCGACAGUAUUUGAAGGGAAAAUUAAGAUUGGGUUUACCUUUGUACCACAUUGUGUUGAACUGAAUUGAAUUGAACAGAACAGAUUUGUGGUGUUUAGCAUGUCUGUAGAAUGGGAUGUUCUUAAUGGUAUGGAUCUGAGAAGAGACACACAAAAAAAAUCCUUCUCCAAGUUCUAUUAAACUUUAAGCCCACAAACCAGAACAUAUGCCGUGUUAUAAAAUACAGACACGAUACAAGGGAGAAAGACUAUGUCUAAAGCAGUGGUUCUCAACCUUUUUAAUGCCGUGACCCCCCCCCAACCGGUCGUAAGUCGAGGACUACUCAACCGGUCAUAAGUUGAGGACUACUCAACUGGUGCAGCACCGUUUGCAGAA